UUAAAGUUACGUCACAUUAAUACAGUGUCAGGAUGUCUAACUAACUAACUAGAUCAUGUGGGAUUUUCCUGGACAGCUGGAUUUGAGCACCUUGAUGUUUGCCCAGUUCCUAUUUUGCUGUGUCAGCAUGGAGAGCGCAUGGAUCCGUUAACUGCGUCUUCAACAACAUUCCACUCGAGCGUCCCGUUAAGCAGAAGGUCCCUGUGCGUACAAGCGUCUCAUUCCUCUUCAGCAGCUCUCCGCUGUGUUCAGCUCAGAGGAAUACCUCAGAGGAGUGUGUGAGUUUGACCCUCCAGUCGGUGAGGGUCAGUGAGAGCAGGCCGCAGGAAAUCAGCGUUAAUCCCGGAGUUAGACGAGACAUGAGCACGCGAGUCUCGUGGUUAGUUCCCGUGGUUAGCUCUUACACGCACAUACCCCAGAACAUCGCCUAAUGGAAGCUAAAGGAUGCUGGACAGAAAUAUCUUGUCUGGAGUGAUGGGCAGCAGCAGCUGAGACACUGAGGGUCUGUGUUGAUAGGGCGCCUGGCUGCUUAACGAGCCCGGGCUUGCGCGCAUACUUUCACUGAGCAGAGCAAAGGAUGUUACGGGGCAUGAGUGUUUUUGGAUCCAUUUGAACUGAACUGUAAUUUGUCUUGUUUGAGAUGUUUUAGGGAAUACGGCUUUUUGUCCUAGACUUGACUGUAAACACUGAGCCCAAUCUGGCAACCCGGUCUCCUCGUGCGCACUGAACACUGCACCGGCUGAGCGUGGCAAUCAACGAGCGAAGUGUGGAGGCUGUAGUAUGGGACAGCAAUGUUGUCCAGGGAAGGUAUAAUUCCUGAUGACUAUGUCCUGACCCGGUUGGCGGAGGAUGUGCUGCAACCCAAAUUCAAGUCCAAACCGAGGAAGUCGCGCUUUGUGGCCAAGAACGGCGCGUGCAACGUAGCGCACACGAACAUCCGCGAGCAGGGCCGCUUUCUGCAGGACGUGUUCACCACGCUGGUGGACCUAAAAUGGCUUUAUACGCUGAUUAUCUUUACCAUGUCUUUCUUGUGCAGUUGGUUCCUGUUUGGCAUGAUCUGGUGGCUCAUUGCUUUCGCGCACGGCGACCUGGACACGAACGCGGACGGAUUUGUGCCGUGCGUCACCCAAAUCCACUCGUUCUCCUCGGCCUUUCUGUUCUCCAUCGAAGUGCAGGUGACAAUAGGAUUCGGAGGGCGCAUGAUAACGGAGGAGUGUGUGUCCGCUGUUAUAGUGCUGAUCGUACAGAACAUUGUGGGCCUGGUGAUUAACGCGAUCAUGCUGGGCUGCAUCUUUAUGAAGACAGCGCAAGCGCGCCGCCGCGCUGAGACUCUGAUCUUCAGCAAGCAUGCGGUGAUCUCGCUGAGGAACGGCAAGCUGUGCUUCAUGGUGCGCAUCGGCGACCUGCGCAAGAGCAUGAUCAUCAGUGCCACAGUGCGCAUGCAGCUGGUGCGCCGCGGCACCACGGAGGAGGGCGAAGUGAUCCCGCUGGAGCAGAUCGACAUCCAGUCAGACAACCCGGUGGGCGGCAGCAGCAUCUUCCUCGUGUCGCCGCUCAUCAUCAGCCACGUGAUUGACAAGAGCAGCCCCAUGUACGAGCUGUCAGCUGAAGACCUGCAGCGCCAAAACAUCGAGGUGGUGGUCGUGUUGGAGGGCGUGGUGGAGACCACAGGCAUCACCACACAGGCGCGCACAUCUUACGUGUCUGAUGAGAUCCUGUGGGGCCAGCGCUUCGUGCCCACCGUGUCCGAGGACGACGGCAUGUACGCCGUGGAUUACUCCAAGUUCGGCAACACGGUGAAGGUGCAGACGCCGACCUGCAGCGCCCGGAAGUUGGACGAGGAUGUGGGCAUGGUUUGGUUUAAAUCGCGAGACCUCACAUCCGCCAGAGCUUCUGUGCGAAGGCGAGUAAAGAGGCAAGCGACCCAUAACGACGAGUGACUUUUAUUCUGCUGGAAACAUUAUCUCUAGAUAGGGCUACCACAUACAGUUCAUUUUUAUCCUAGAAUAAAUCGGCUUGUAUAUUUUCUUUAAUAUGUGGAUAUUUUGUAUUGACUUUUUAUUCUAUCCAAAUGCUGCAGAAAUCGAGUUAGGCAAUAAGUAACUUAGCCUGUGUGAAGCAUUACUACAUAUAUGCCAGCCUUUUUUUAACCUGUUUGUCGAUAAAAUGAUCACAGACAUGCUCGUUUGCAUGGUAUUUUUCUCAGGGGAUCUAAUAUUCACAUCCUAGUUUGCUCUAGAUAAAUGCACUGGCCUUGGCAUGCAAAUAAACUGCAAUGUUUUCAUGACUUACAGCGCUCCUGUCCAUUUUUACACAUUAACACACUGACUGACACUGACAUGUGAACUCCUGUAAAGCCUGCAGCUCUGUGUAUUCAGUCCAACUGCACUUCGGUUAAACUGCAAUUCCAGCAUCAGUGACUGAAGUUCUAACCCCUAGCUUUAUUCCCUAACUCCAACACAAGUUAAAAAACCUGCUCUCAUCAUCUAGGCUUGGUAGAGUGAGCAAGUAUCACACUGAACGCUCUCCAGCAAUCAAGAUCCUAAAUUUUCAUAUACUGUAUAUAUAUAUAUAUAUAUAUAAAUAAAUCUUACCCAUUCUUUUUAUUUAUAAAUUCUGUCUUAUGUUAACAUUUGUCUCCUUCAUUAGUGCAUCAAGAAAAAAAAAUUCUUUUUAUUUCCAAAGCAUUCAUUUUACUGUUUUUUUUUGUUGUUGUUGUUAAAGAAAGCAACACUAAGCACCAUACCAUAUUCAUAUAAAACAUAUUGGAAGCAUCUGGAAAAACCUACAAGCCUUAUAAAAUUGCACAACAGUGUAACAAUUAUUUGAGAAAUAAACAAUUAUACAUUUCAUGUAUUAUUAGUUUGCUGCUCUUUAUAGUCCAUUUUUAAUUUUCAAAAAACUUUCAGUGCAUUAUUUUCUUAAAUGUCUUUGCUUUACUGUCUUUAUUUACAUGCACUUAAGACGUUUGCUCAGUAAUGUAUACAUCAGAAUCAAUUCCUGAUUGUGACGUAUGACUAUUUCUUUCUUUACUGCAUCACACUGUGGUUCAGUAAAUAUGAUUAAUAAAAAAAAUAAAUAAAAAAAAACAACCUUCA
This is a messenger RNA of Pangasianodon hypophthalmus (striped catfish), 3098 nucleotides long. It is a transcript of the gene kcnj11, whose product is annotated as potassium inwardly rectifying channel subfamily J member 11. The transcript has a single exon. The record is from RefSeq and is a predicted model, not a curated record. NCBI's taxonomy places the organism in Eukaryota, Metazoa, Chordata, Actinopteri, Siluriformes, Pangasiidae. Gene Ontology annotation, molecular function: ATP-activated inward rectifier potassium channel activity. The coding region runs from base 792 to 1940 and encodes 382 amino acids. Gene Ontology annotation, cellular component: plasma membrane. Gene Ontology annotation, biological process: potassium ion import across plasma membrane; regulation of monoatomic ion transmembrane transport.